AAAAUAAUGAAUUCCAUAGAUGUUGGAAUUAACAGUGAACUUGAGGAAAUGAAUGGUGAGACCACAAGACCCAGAUGCCCCGUCCAAACAGUGGGACAAUGGUUGGAAAGCAUUGGGCUACCUCAGUACGAGAACCACCUGAUGGCUAAUGGAUUUGACAAUGUACAGUUUAUGGGAAGUAAUGUUAUGGAAGAUCAGGAUUUAUUGGAAAUUGGAAUCCUUAAUUCUGGGCACAGACAAAGAAUUCUACAGGCAAUCCAGCUCCUUCCAAAGAUGAGACCCAUUGGCCAUGAUGGCUAUCAUCCCACUUCUGUUGCUGAGUGGCUGGAUUCCAUUGAACUAGGUGACUACACCAAAGCCUUUCUAAUUAAUGGCUACACAUCGAUGGACCUGUUGAAAAAAAUCUGGGAGGUUGAACUUAUUAACGUUUUAAAAAUCAAUUUGAUUGGCCACAGGAAACGUAUUUUGGCAUCUCUGGGAGACAGGCUGCACGACGAUCCACCACAGAAGCCCCCUCGGUCCAUCACCCUCAGGGAUCCCAGUGGUAAUCACACUCCUCCUCAGUUGUCUCCAUCACUUAGCCAAAGCACUUACACCACUGGUGGCUCCCUAGACGUUCCUCACAUUAUCAUGCAGGGCGAUGCAAGGAGGAGAAGAAAUGAAAACUACUUUGAUGAUAUUCCCCGAUCAAAACUGGAGAGGCAGAUGGCCCAGCAGUCGUCUGUCUGUGAGAUAUGGACGAAUCAGAACGCUGGAUUUCCUUUCUCAGCCAUCCAUCAGGUUCAUAAUACAGGAGACUGGGGACCUUCCAUUACCUUGCGACCUCCAAAUGAAGCCACAGCCUCCACUCCAGUACAGUACUGGCAACACCACCCAGAAAAGCUCAUCUUCCAAUCGUGUGAUUACAAAGCUUUUUAUUUAGGUUCUAUGCUGAUAAAAGAGCUCAGAGGGACAGAAUCAACCCAAGAUGCCUGUGCAAAAAUGAGGGCUAACUGUCAGAAGUCUACAGAGCAAAUGAAGAAGGUCCCCACUAUUAUUCUUUCAGUCUCUUAUAAAGGAGUCAAAUUCAUUGAUGCAACAAAUAAGAACAUAAUUGCCGAGCAUGAAAUUCGUAAUAUCUCCUGUGCUGCCCAGGACCCAGAAGACCUCUCAACAUUUGCUUAUAUCACAAAAGAUUUGAAGUCCAAUCACCACUACUGUCAUGUGUUUACUGCCUUCGAUGUGAAUUUAGCCUACGAAAUCAUCCUAACACUGGGACAGGCAUUUGAAGUCGCUUACCAGCUUGCACUACAAGCAAGAAAAGGGGGGCAUUCCUCUACACUUCCGGAAAGCUUUGAAAACAAACCCUCCAAACCCAUCCCCAAGCCCCGUGUCAGCAUUCGCAAAUCGGUGCAGAUCGACCCCUCUGAACAAAAGACUCUGGCCAAUCUGCCGUGGAUUGUGGAGCCAGGACAAGAAGCCAAGAGAGGAAUUAAUACCAAGUAUGAAACCACAAUUUUCUGAUACUCACCAUCCUCCUGUCCUCGCGGUGCCUUGCACGCUGAGCAGUCCCGGAGCAGGCUUCCCUUCGCGCCUCCGUUUCCACCCAGCCCAGGAGGAAGACUGCUCUGUUUGUGUGGCCUUGUCACGGGCGAAAGGCCGCUGGCCAUUCCUGGGGAUGUUCUUUCUGCACCAGUAACAGAAAGUGUGCAACCAAGACUUUCCAGCCGUAACCCCUGAGAGGCACGAGUUGAGGUUUUUUGCUGACUCUCCCGACUCCCCUCCCUACCACCACCCAAGGUAUUUCUAAUGACUCUGCCCCCAACACUGCUUUGCUGAAUUUGGGGAUAAUACCUUUAAAAAAAAAAGUACAGGGGAUCUCUAAUACUGCCUAAAAGUAUAAAAAUCUUGGAUUUUUCAGUCAGCAGUUUUAAAGGUAGAAUCAGAACAGAACUACCCCCAUAAAACACCUGUAAAAUCAUAUCACUGAGCAUCAUUUCAUGCAUAAGGACAAAAACCACCCCCAUGAUUGCCAGGAAAUCCUGUUUCCCAAUUUCUAUAUUUGUGGAUUUUAUAUGUAAUAAACCAUGUCAGAUAAAGAAAAACUUUACAUCUAUGGAUUGAUUCAAAAUUUAAGAAUGGUUCAAAACAGGAAUUUAUUAUGCACAGAAAAAUGUGUCUUGUAUUAAAUAUUUUUAUUAAAAGAAUGUUUCAUUAAUGCACUGAUAAGAAAAGUAGGUUAGUUGUGAGGGAUGUUUCUGGUUUCAUUUCAAAUGACUAAAUUUUUACUGCUACCACUGAGAGGACUGGCUUGGGUGUGGCAAAGUACUGAUGACGCUCCCCAGAGCAGGAGAUUAGGGCAAGCAGACUGGCAUCCAACCGAAAGUGCUGAUGCAGCCAUAAGCUGCAAAGAUUGUUUUUUUUUUUUUUUUUAACCUUCACAGUGUUUUAAAGAAAACGUUAAAAAAAAAAUCUAGGGCUCCUGCUGUCAAGAUUUCUGUCAUGGAAACCUUGUUUGAGAAAGGUGUUAAUAAAAUUCUAUUGCAAAAAUUUUUCUAGAAAAAAUACAAAAAAAAAAAAAAAGA
Lynx canadensis (Canada lynx) is the source of this 2564-nucleotide messenger RNA. RefSeq names its product ankyrin repeat and sterile alpha motif domain containing 1B (gene ANKS1B). Gene Ontology annotation, cellular component: cytosol. The record is from RefSeq and is a predicted model, not a curated record. Gene Ontology annotation, molecular function: protein binding. Lineage: Eukaryota; Metazoa; Chordata; Mammalia; Carnivora; Felidae.